AAAAUUUCUUGUUUAUCAAAUAGCAUUCUUUAAAUUUGAUUCAUUCACUUUAAACUAAGGAUCUAAUUCGAGUUUUUUCUUUUUCUGUUUUUAGUCUUUUUUAUAUCACUCAGAAGAAAAACAUAAAAAUGUUUCGUAUUCCUGAUCCGCUUCAAAUUUUGACCGAAUUUUUACACGAAAACUACGAAAAUCAAACACAAGACAGGAUAACCUCGCUACAUUUAGCAGCGGGGAAUGGCCAAUUAGAUGUAGUCGCUAAUUUAUUACAAAAAGGAUUAAGUAUUAACUCAAAAAUUAAAUGCAACGGUUUCACCCCUUUAUAUUUUGCAAUUGCAAGUAAUCGCUUGGAGAUGGUUCAUUUUUUGAUUAAACACGGAGCGGAUGUCAAUCAUAGAGCUAUUUUAGGAUUGACUCCUUUAAGUAUUGCGUCGGAACAAGGGUACAUAGAUAUAAUUAAAACUUUGCUUGCAAAUGGGGCUGAUAUUAACACCAAAACGGAUAAGCUAAACACCCCAUUACACAUAGCUGUAGAUAACGGUCAUGUAGACAUAGUAAAUCUUUUAAUUGAAAAAGGAUUAAAUGUAAACGCCCCAAAUUUUGAACGAACAAUUCCGUUGCAUUACGCUAUUCAAAACGGAAAUCGUGAUGUGGUUAAAGCUCUAAUUUUGCACGGAUCUGAUAUAGACGCUGGAUCAUCCUGCAUUGGGAAUAACUUUAAAGUUGUAAGAAACGUAACCCCGCUACAUUUGGCAACUCAAACCGGGAAAUUCGAUAUUGUUGUAAUGCUCCUCGAAGCUGGAGCUAACGUUAAUGUAAGAACAAGCGAUAGGUUUACACCUUUACAUUUAGCGUCUCAAUACGGCUUUUUAAACAUAGUUGAGAUUUUAUUAAAAGCCGAAUCGUAUGUUAACCCAAGAAACGUAGACAAUAUUACACCGCUUUAUUUGGCGGCUGAACGUAAUUAUUUCAGCAUAGUUAAAUCCCUCCUCCUCGCAAAACAAAUUGAUAUUGAUGCGAAACGCUACGAUGAUUCAACAGCUUUACACGUAGCGACAAAGAAUGGCCAUUUCGAAGUUGUUGCGCUACUUAUAGAGAAUAAAGCUUGCGUUAAUGCCAAGAAUAGCGAAGGAUUCAUCCCUUUGCAUUUAGCACUUCAAGAAAAACAAUUCGAGAUGAGCGAUUAUUUGAUUAAAAAUGGUUCGGACGUAAACGCCGUGGACAAUUUGAAUUGGACCCCUUUACAUAAUGCGGCACAUAGCGGAUUUUCUUUGAAAAUAGUAAAGAGUUUAAUUGGGAAAGGGGCGAAAGUAAACGCAAAGAUGAAUGAUGGCAAACAACCCCUACACUUAGCAUCCGAAAAGAAUUACAUUGAAAUAAUAAAUUGUUUGAUUGAAAACGGAGCGGAUGUUAAUGCGGUAGAUAACAACACUUGGACUGCCUUGCAUUAUGCGGCUUAUGAAGGAAAUUUAGAGGUUGUUAAAAUCUUAUUUGAAAAGGGGGCGAAUAUAAACGUUAAAACAGCUAUGAGUAACACCCCUCUACAUUUUGGUGUACACCACAUUCAUUUAAAAGUAGUCGAAUUCCUCCUAAAAAAAGGAGCCGAUGUUAACGCAUUAGAUGACACAAACAAAACCCCUUUGCAUUUCGCCGCCGAAAAAGGCUACGACCAAAUUUCUAAUCUCUUAUUGGAACACGGAGCUAGUGUGAAUCUAAAAGAAGCGGUACGUAACGGUACACCCCUUCAUUUCGCAGCUUUAUACGGUCAUCACAAAGUAGUCAAAAUCCUCAUCAAAAAUAAAGCGAACGUUAACGCAAAAGAAAUCAAAGAAGCAACUCCUUUACACUUAGGAGUAGGAAACUUAGACGUAGUAACCUCCCUCCUAACAAACGGAUCAUAUUACGACGCCAAAUUUGGCACAGGAAAACGAGCAAAACCAUUAGAUUUCGCCAAAGUAAAAGGAAACCAAUCAGUUAUAAAACUACUAAAAUCAAUCGAGAAAUUAUUUAAAGCUGUAGAAACCAAUAAAUACUUAGAAGUUGAAAGAAGCAUCAGAGAAGGGGCUAUAAUUGAUGCAAAAAACGUUACAGGAAGAACUCCGUUACAUAUCGCUGUUAAUAACGGAAACACAAAAAUUGUUAACAUCUUAUUAAAAAGUCGAGCUGAUCCUACUAAAAUCAAUAAUAAAGGAAACACUCCAUUACACACGGCCGUUUUAAAAGGGAACAAAGACAUUGUUAAACUUUUAUUAGAAAGUGUAAAUCCUAAUAAAUUAAGCGAUUUUAUUAAUACGAAAACAACAGCUAAACACAACACCUCAUUACAUGUUGCUGCUGAAAAUGGGUUUUUCGAAAUUGCACAAUCUUUGUUAAAAUAUGGUGCGAUUUAUAACGUUAAGAAUAAAGAUGGCAAAACACCGCUUGAUCUAUGUCAAAAUCAAAAUAUUAUUGACUUAUUGAAGUUAAUUGGGGAGUUUUUUGAGGAUGCAAAUGAUAAUUUGGAUAUUAUUGGUAAACUUGAAGUAACAACAGUUGAUUUAGCAAUUAUUUUAAAUGCUCGUAAUGAUAAAAAUAAAUCUUUUAUUGAAGUUGCUGUGAGUAAUAAGCAUAAAGAUCAUAAUGAGUUAAAUACAUCUGUAAUGUAUUUAAGUAUUUAA
Onthophagus taurus is the source of this 2654-nucleotide messenger RNA. The record is from RefSeq and is a predicted model, not a curated record. NCBI's taxonomy places the organism in Eukaryota, Metazoa, Arthropoda, Insecta, Coleoptera, Scarabaeidae.